AUGGAAAUUAUUAAAGCUAAUUAUAAACUUAAAAAGUUAGAAAAUAAAUAUAAAAACAUUGGAGAAAGUAUAAUUAAAAUUGAAGAAAAGAAGAAAAAGGAACCUUAUCAAAGAACCUUUCAAGAAUUUGAUGAAUUUGAACAAAACCUUACAGCAAUUUCUGAUGAAUUUGAAAAUAAUCAAAAACAUGCUCUAUUAAAUUUGGUCAAGGGGUUUAAUGACAACAAAGUGGAAGAUGAUCAAUUAUUAGUAUCAAAAAUUGAAAUUGUUCAUUUAUAUCAACGAUUUAAAAAUAAUUUGUCUAUAUUUGACACGAAUGAAAUUUUAGAAAGAUCUGGUAAAAUUGGUUUACCAACAUCUUUAAAACAUUUCACUUUAUCUGCUUAUCAAAGAACCUUUCAAGAAUUUGAUGAAUUUGAACAAAACCUUACAGCAAUUUCUGAUGAAUUUGAAAAUAAUCAAAAACAUGCUCUAUUAAAUUUGGUCAAGGGGUUUAAUGACAACAAAGUGGAAGAUGAUCAUGAUGAGAAAGAUGAAAAACCUCAAGAAAUCACAAAUAAUAAUGAUGUUGAAAGAAAAAACAAGAGAAAAAUUGAAAAAGAAGUGGAAGGUGAGGAGGUAUCUACUUCAAAAAAAGUGAAAUAUGUUGCUGCAGGUGCAGGUAUUGCAGGCCUACUUAGUUUGGCGCCUUGGGUUUUAGAUAACUUGCCAUUACUUCAACAACAUCUUCAAAACCUUCCAUUUAUUUAA
Messenger RNA from Entrophospora sp. SA101, 750 nucleotides. Lineage: Eukaryota; Fungi; Glomeromycota; Glomeromycetes; Entrophosporales; Entrophosporaceae. The record is from the annotation of a GenBank genome assembly.